AAAAUUCACCCAAACGUCAUUGUUUAAUAUAUACAGUACUCCAUGGAUAGAUGCGAACAAUGACUAUUAGAACUGCCACCAUAUAGCCCCUCCCUCAAAGCCGGCCUUGUGCAACCCUAUUCCGCUAUUCCUCUCUCUCGUUCUCCUCCCUCCCUCGUAUAGGCUUUCCUUCUUUUGGUUGGUGCAGCUUUUUUCCUCUUUUUUCAUAUACGGAGGGACCAAGGGAUAGCGAUUAAUCUCGGUCUCGCGAUAAACAACGACCAUGGACGGCCGGUGCAGCGCCGAGUCACGUAAUUCCGAGCCCGAGGAGGUUGGAAUAGCGCCCGAGAAUAACUCCCCGAGCCCGCCCGGCGACCCGAAAGCGGCCCGAUCCCUCUCUUCCUCCCAUAAGAGAAGCAGCCGGCGGUCGGUCCAGAAGCGAGUGGUGUCUGUGCCCAUCUCCGGCGACGGCGGAUCGCGGCCCAAAGGCGGCGCCGGCGGGGAGGGAGUACCACCGACGGACUCCUGGGCCUGGAGGAAGUACGGCCAGAAGCCGAUCAAGGGCUCCCCUUACCCGAGGGGGUACUAUAGGUGCAGCAGCUCCAAGGGUUGUCCGGCGAGGAAGCAGGUGGAAAGGAGCCGGGUAGACCCUGCCAUGCUCGUCGUCACCUACUCCUUCGACCACAACCACCCCUGGCCCCUCCCCAAGAACCACCACCAGCACCCCAAGCCUCCUCAGCCGGCAGCGGAGCCUCCCGUCGAGGAUCCGUCCCCGAUCCGCCCGAGCCCGCCGGAAUCGGCCGAUCUGGACCAAAAGUUCUCUGAUCUGAUCGGAGAAGAGCCGUCCCUCAUGAUCCACGACGAGUUCCGGUGGUUCUCCAACCUAGGAUCCCCGUCCUCCGCCUCGCCCCCGGCGGCCGCGGAGGAUCUGCUUUAUGGCUCGAUCUUCGCCGGCACGGCGUUGGGGCUCCCGGAGGAUUGCGGUGGCAAAGAGAUAGCGGAUGGCGAGGAGGAUGGGAUGUUCGCCGGGCUCGGGGAGCUGCCGGAGUGCGCGGUGGUGUUCCGGCGAGAGGGGUCGCGGCUGGCGCCGGCCUCGUGGUGCGGGAGUACCGGAUGACGCGGCGGCGAUCGAGCUGGGGGAGAUUUGAUGACGGCGUGGCGUGCGCCGUACGAUUAUGUUCUAUUUUUUAUCUCGAUAUUUUCACGUAAUAUAUAGUUUCUUUUUUUAUUUUC
This is a messenger RNA of Phoenix dactylifera (date palm), 1212 nucleotides long. RefSeq names its product putative WRKY transcription factor 65. Gene Ontology annotation, cellular component: nucleus. NCBI's taxonomy places the organism in Eukaryota, Viridiplantae, Streptophyta, Magnoliopsida, Arecales, Arecaceae. Gene Ontology annotation, biological process: regulation of DNA-templated transcription. The record is from RefSeq and is a predicted model, not a curated record. Gene Ontology annotation, molecular function: transcription cis-regulatory region binding; DNA-binding transcription factor activity.